AAGACCCAGGGGGCAUGUCAGUCGGCCAGAGGCCCGCCGAGGACGCGGGCGCCGGCUUGCCGAAGCCGUCGUCCAGCAGCGCGCGGUAUGACCGCAUCUUGUCUGGCCUUGCCACCGGCGCGCUCGCGGAUAUAGAGCCUGACAAGAUCAAGGGCGACAUCCGGCGAUGGGCCAAGGCGGUCGGGGCGCUGGUGCGCCAGCUGAGCUUCGGCGCCUGGCCUGAGAAGAGCGACGGCUCGUCGGAGCACCAGAACGCGGGCGGCGAAAGAUGUUUCGGCUUGGACUGGACAGCUGAUGGCAUUUCACAGCCAUCAAUCCAGGAACGACACUGAUAUGACUGGUAACCAUCUACAGGCGACGGCCGAGAAGAUGCUGCUGAAGAUUUCAUUAAUUCAUUCAUUAGUUCGUUGUAUGUACUCUGAUCUAUGUCUCUCCAAUAGUUCCAUUCUUAACAAAUACGUAGAAUAAAAUUUGGGCAGCAAAUAUGAUACUCCCUUUGUUCCAAAAUAAGUGUCGCCGAUUUAGUACAAAACGGAGGGAGUAGUACCUGUGAAUAACAAUAAACAGCAGCAAGCACAGUUUUUUUUUC
This is a messenger RNA of Triticum aestivum (bread wheat), 589 nucleotides long. RefSeq lists its product as uncharacterized. The coding region runs from base 15 to 332 and encodes 105 amino acids. NCBI's taxonomy places the organism in Eukaryota, Viridiplantae, Streptophyta, Magnoliopsida, Poales, Poaceae. The transcript has a single exon. The record is from RefSeq and is a predicted model, not a curated record.